Molecule: messenger RNA, 2350 nt
Organism: Mauremys reevesii (Reeves's turtle)
Lineage: Eukaryota; Metazoa; Chordata; Testudines; Geoemydidae
Product: killer cell lectin-like receptor subfamily F member 1
Exons: 9
Coding region: 1281-2024 (247 amino acids)
Source: RefSeq, a predicted model, not a curated record
AGGAGGAUGCACGCUGCCUGCUCCUGAGGAGGGAGAGCCUGCGCAUCAGGAUCCAGGAGUCAGCCAAGCCAAGGCACUACCUGGGACCCUGACGGGGGACGUCACAGGGUAGAAACAGACCGGAGGAUCCUCUGCCCCAGAUGAACUGGUAUUUACGGGACCGGCUUGCAGCCUUCCUAAACUGUGUCAGGACCAUCCCAGGGACCGAUGCAGGUCCAUGACGGACCAGUCAUUGAGAAACACUGAGUUAGACCAUCCCUGACAGCUAGAUGCCUCCCUUGUUCACGAAGAGAGCGAUUUGACAGAUUUAACUAGUCGAUGGAAGAAUUUGUCCACUGACCUAGCUACUGCCGCUCAGAAAGGAGGAAGAACCUGUCCUAUCAAUGUAGUAAACGCCUGCACUGACGGGCGCCAGCAGCGGCACAGCUGUAGGUGCUAGCGGCAGUGAAGGAAACACAAGCCUCGCCACACAUAUAAUGAAACAACUGCUCCAAGGUCCAUAUGCAAACAAUGAAUAUUAAACCCACCAAUUUCCCGCUCCUUGGACCAUGCCGUUGAACCGUGCCAGGAAAGUUUGAUUUCAACCGUUGGGAAAUGCUGGUUGUUUCUCCAUGGACCACGUUGAUGGAAAUGAUUUUUUUUCCCGCCAGUUUCAUCAACAUUUUCAGUGGAAACUUUCCACUUCUUCUGCAACCUCCCCACCAAAUCCUCUGACCAAAGCUUUUCCUUUUCGGGUGUGUGGGGGGAGUUUAGUUGGGGGACGAACAUUUCAAACUUUCCCGGGAAAGUGGCUGCUUGCUGCAAAAAAUGUCAUUUGAGUGAAACCCCCAAGCCACCCUUUUGUUAGAAAACUGUCCACCCACCCUGUUUUCGAGCUCAUUUCCGCCUCUUGAGCUAAGAAAGCAACACAGGCUUUUGACAGCUGGCUGCUGUGGACAGCCCCCUCAAAGACCAUUUAUUCUCCGAGCACUGAGAAAAGCAGAGGGGCAGGGAGCUAGACACACGACUGUCUACGCUGGCUCUGCCUGGUGCUCCAGGCUGGGAUUCGCUGCCUGAGUUGGAAUCGCCAUCGAAUCUGAGUCGAGCACCCAACCCUCAAAUUGCAGCUGGGAGAGAAGGUACAAAUUAUUCAGCUAUUCGCCAAAGCCCAUGCAGUGGUCAGAAGUGGAUAUAGUUCAACUGAGACAAUAUUUCCUGAUAGAAGAGGUGUCGGUCAUUUUACCUCAGACACAAGGACGGUGCCUUCACACCCAGCUCCCUGCCUGUCACCUUUGCUGGCUAUGGCUGAGGGGGGAGUAAUCUACACUUAUCUAACCCACCCGGCAGGCUCCCUGCCCAGCGACAGGUCGGCCCCGGAUCAGCAUCACACUUGUCCGCAGUGCCCGCUUUGGCAUCGGAUCGCUCUGCGGGUGGGCUGGGCCGGGAACAUCGUCCUGCUGGGAGCUGUGAUCGCGCUGGCUGUCCUGGUUGGCCAGCGCCCAUCCCAGACUUGCCCGACGGCAGCCGUCCCGCCGACUGCUCAGCAGAGCAAUUCAUGUGAGAUCAAUGAAAACACAACAUGCAACCGUACAUUGGAGGGUUUCCGAUCCUGCCUGAAGCGAAAUUUGUGUGGAGUGGAAAACAGCUCAGCAGAGGGCCCCGGGUGCAAACUCUGCCCCAGGCACUGGGUGCCGCACAGGGACAAGUGCUACUGGCUUUCUAAAGAGAAUCAAUACUGGAGCUGGGGCCGUGAUGACUGCUCACGGAGGAGAUCUCACCUGCUAGUGAUCCAGGACCGGGAGGAGCUGGAGUUCACACAGAAUCUUACAGGAAAUCAAAAUCCGGUGUGGAUUGGACUCAACAUCACCUCCGCAGGGAGGAAGUGGACCUGGGUGGAUGGUUCCCCGUUAAAUCAAACACUGUUCACGGUUUCGGGUCCUGCGGAAGAGAACAGCUGUGCUGCAGUCAAGAAGAGUCAGAUCAAGUCUGAAAUCUGCAACACUCAAUAUAAAUGGAUUUGCCAAAAGGAAGCUGUGCUCAUUUAAAUGGCUGGAUUGGGGACUCUGUCUGCAUAUAUGGAAUGCAGAACAUCCUGGGUUCUCAUCUCUGUUUCAGCUAACAAAGCCUCAGGCAGCAUAAAUCCGGGUAACGCCGAUAAAGUGAAUGGUGCAAUGCUGAUUUACACCCAUUGGAGGUCUGGGCCCAUUGACUCCAAUGGAGUUACGGCCAGUUCACACCAGCUGGGAAUCUGGCCCUUUGAUUAUUUAAAAAAAUAAAUAAAUCUAUAAUUUUUUCCACGGUGCUUCUAAUAUUGUCUUCAGAGUAUUAAAAGAUUCCUGGGACAUUAUUGUAUACGUGAUGGUAACGCCUA